This is a messenger RNA of Mycosarcoma maydis (corn smut), 741 nucleotides long. RefSeq lists its product as uncharacterized. The coding region runs from base 1 to 741 and encodes 246 amino acids. The record is from RefSeq and is a predicted model, not a curated record. Lineage: Eukaryota; Fungi; Basidiomycota; Ustilaginomycetes; Ustilaginales. The transcript is spliced from 2 exons.
AUGGCCACAGCUACUGACGAUGUUGCCGCAAAGGCAGAAGGUAUCAUUUCGCACAUGAACAACGACCACAAGGAUUCGCUGGCUUACCUUGCGACGCACUAUGGCGAUCUUGCAAAGCCACUCAAGCCCAACCAGGUACUCAUGACCGCAAUUGACAAGAAGCAUCUCGAGAUUGUCUACAACACCCAAAAGGGUGCUACACCUGGUAAGGGCAAGCCUGGCUCCAAGACCGUCAGCGUUCCUUUCUACCCUCACCUCGCUGGCUACUCUGAGGUCCGACAGCGACUGGUUGACCUCUCGGCCAUUUCCGAACGCGUCAUCACCACGCGCAAGCCUGAUAUCGUGUAUCGUGCUCCAAAGCUUGCUCUCCAAGGAGCAGUGUUGUUGGGAGUGGCGUACUUUGCCCUGCGAUCAGACACGCUCGCGUCGCAUGGCCUCGUUCAGUCUAUCGUGCCCGAGGGUAGACUGGCGCAGUGGAACGAUCUGCGCAACAUCACGCUCGGUGGGCCCGCCAAGAUGGACGCAUUCAUCAAAAGCAUUGUGCGCGUUCAUGCAAUCGAGGGUGCGCUCAUGGCUUUAGUCUGCUACUGGAAGGGCGCAAGUCAUCUGGUUGCUAUCAGGUGGAUUUUGACCACGAUGGUACUGGGCAUCCCUUCCUGGAUUGCCUUCUUUACGCUCAACUCGCACAAGAAGGCGCUCAACAGGUCUAUCCACCUUGAUGCUGACAAGAAGAAAAAAUAA